GCGAGAGAAACUUUACAACCCAUGAAUUUCAUCGAUUUGUAUUUUUAAUCGCAAAAAGGACUUCCCAAAUCCAUCAAAAAAGCUUCUAAUUUGAGUUCCAGUUUCACUGUGCAGCUUCUGCAACUCAAAUCAACAAACUUGCUUGCAAGGUCAUGUCUAAUUCCGUGAUGAAGAAAGUUGAAAUCAGUGAUAAUAAUGUACACAACAAAGACAUGCUCAGCGAUUUACCUGAUUGCAUUAUCCUUCACAUACUCUCUUUUCUGAUUACCAAACACGCCGUUACAACAUGCGUUUUAUCCUCAAGAUGGAAGGAUCUCUGGAAACGUCUUCCCGCUCUUAUUUUCCAUAUAUCAGAUUUUCGAGGCUUUCGAACUAAUAAGAUAUUCUCCGAAUUCGUGUCUAAGGUUUUAUCUCUUCGCGAUCCAUCCGUCUCACUGCACACUCUCGACUAUGAGAAUAUAUCUCAUCUCCUGGAGCCUCAAGCACUUGAAUCGAUUGUGAAUUAUGCUUUUUCACACAAUGUUCAACGCAUAAGACUUAGUGUAACUACUGGCAUUGCACAAAUUCCUGUUGCCUUAUUUUCAUCUCAGAAUUUAACACAUCUUAGUCUUUCUAUUUCUAUUUGUUAUGGUUGUGAAAACCUGUUUCCGAAAUCUCUCAAUUUGCCGGUAUUAUCAACCUUGGAACUAGAGAAUUUUACAUUUUUUGUUGGCGAUAAUGAUUGCGCCGAACCAUUUUCAACCUUUAAUAGGUUAAAUCGUUUGCUCAUUUCCCAUUGUAACGUGGAAAAUUGGGGAACCCUCUGCAUAUCAAGUGCGACGCUCGUCGAUUUUACAAUGUACAAUGACUCAGACGACUAUUAUAAAAUUGAGCUCUGCACUCCAAGUCUUUAUACAUUUGCUUUUCGUGGUGUUCCUUAUCACGAUAUUUCUUGGAGCAAUAUUUCUUCUCUUAAACAUGUAGAUAUUGACGCUGAAGUAUUUCCAUAUACUUGUUAUGGACCUCCGUUGUUUCUGUUCAAUUGGCUCUCAGAGUUUGCUAAUAUCAAAUCAUUGACGGUCACUGCAACUACUCUUAAGGUUCUCUCCUUAAUUCCUGGUUUGUUGAAGUUUAAGAUCCCAUCCUUGGGUAAACUAAAGUCAUUGAAAGUGAAAAUUGACGAAAUUCAAUGUGGACUCCUGACGUUGAGCAAUGAUAAGUUACAGGACGUCAAGUCAAAGAAAGAAGCUGCUAUGAUACAUAAAGCAUUUGAUUUAGGAUUGGAGCUGUCUCCACUUGAACUUGAUGGAGUUGUGGACUUCGUGCUUCAAAAUCCACCCUCGGUUAAAGUUGACAUAGUUGAUUGCGGAAAAAAACUUCUUAGAAAGAGACAUUGAUGACUGGUUUGUUUUAUUUUUUUCUUUCCUUCUAUGUUUUUAUUUAUCAAUAUCUCGUCGGUUAUAACUAGUAACUAGUUGAAUAAUUACUAGUCUCUUGGCUAAAGAAAGAAAUUGUAGAUA
Molecule: messenger RNA, 1499 nt
Organism: Vicia villosa (hairy vetch)
Lineage: Eukaryota; Viridiplantae; Streptophyta; Magnoliopsida; Fabales; Fabaceae
Product: F-box/FBD/LRR-repeat protein At5g53840-like
Exons: 3
Coding region: 153-1376 (407 amino acids)
Molecular function (GO): protein binding
Source: RefSeq, a predicted model, not a curated record